This is a messenger RNA of Callorhinus ursinus (northern fur seal), 4710 nucleotides long. It is a transcript of the gene CNNM1, whose product is annotated as cyclin and CBS domain divalent metal cation transport mediator 1. Gene Ontology annotation, cellular component: plasma membrane. Gene Ontology annotation, molecular function: transmembrane transporter activity. The record is from RefSeq and is a predicted model, not a curated record. Lineage: Eukaryota; Metazoa; Chordata; Mammalia; Carnivora; Otariidae. Gene Ontology annotation, biological process: transport; magnesium ion homeostasis.
AUGGCGGCUGCGGCAACAGCGGUGGGUGUCAGGCUCCGGGACUGCUGCAGCCGAGGCGCUGUGCUCCUGCUCUUCUUCUCCCUGUCCCCUCAGCCCCCGGCCGCCGCCGCUUGGCUGCUGGGCCUGCGGCCCGAGGACACCGCUGGAGGCCGCGUGUCCCUGGAAGGGGGCACCCUGCGCGCAGCGGAAGGCACCAGCUUCCUCCUGCGAGUCUAUUUCCAGCCCGGGCCAGCGGCGCCCGCGGCGCCGGUGCCCGCACCCACCCUUUCCCCAGGAGAGAACGGCACCGGCGACUGGGCUCCGCGGCUCGUGUUCAUCGAGGAGCCCCCGGGAGGUAGCGGCGUGGCGCCCAGUGCUGUCCCCACGCGCCCCCCGGGGCCGCAGCGCUGCCGCGAGCAGAGCGACUGGGCGUCCGACGUGGAGGUCCUGGGUCCCCUGCGCCCCGGAGGCGUGGCGGGUUCGGCUUUAGUCCAGGUGCGGGUGCGGGAGCUGCGCAAGGGCGAGGCAGAGAAGGGCGGCGCGGGCGGUGGCGGGAAGCUCUUCUCGCUGUGCGCCUGGGACGGGCGCGCCUGGCACCACCACGGCGCCGCGGGCGGCUUCCUGCUGCGCGUCCGCCCGCGGCUGUACGGUCCUGGCGGGGACCUGCUGCCGCCCGCGUGGCUUCGGGCGCUCGGGGCGCUCUUGCUGCUCGCCCUGUCUGCCCUAUUCAGCGGCCUGCGCCUGAGCCUGCUCUCGCUGGACCCGGUGGAGUUACGGGUGCUGCGGAACAGUGGCUCGGCCGCAGAACAGGAGCAGGCGCGCCGCGUGCAGGCGGUGCGCGGCAGGGGGACCCAUCUGCUCUGCACCCUGCUCCUGGGCCAAGCCGGAGCCAACGCUGCCCUGGCCGGCUGGCUGUACGCCUCGCUGCCGCCGGGCGUCGGGGGCACUGGCGAAGAUGACGGCGAGGCAGGGAUUCACUUCCCGUGGCUGCCGGCGCUGGUGUGCACCGGCGCCGUGUUUCUGGGCGCCGAGAUCUGCCCCUACUCGGUGUGUUCGCGGCACGGGCUGGCCAUCGCCUCGCACAGCGUGUGCCUGACCCGACUCCUGAUGGCGGCCGCCUUCCCCGUGUGCUACCCGCUGGGCCGCCUGCUGGACUGGGCACUGCGACAGGAGAUCAGCACCUUCUACACGCGGGAGAAGCUGCUGGAGACGCUACGGGCCGCGGACCCCUACAGCGACCUGGUGAAGGAGGAGCUCAACAUCAUCCAGGGCGCCUUGGAGCUGCGCACCAAGGUGGUGGAGGAGGUGCUGACCCCCCUCGGGGACUGCUUCAUGCUGCGCUCCGACGCCGUCCUCGACUUCGCCACGGUCUCGGAGAUUCUGCGCAGCGGCUACACUCGCAUCCCCGUGUACGAGGGCGAUCAGCGGCACAACAUUGUGGACAUUCUGUUUGUCAAAGACUUGGCCUUCGUGGACCCCGACGACUGCACGCCGCUGCUCACCGUCACUCGCUUCUACAACCGGCCCCUGCACUGCGUCUUCAAUGACACCCGGCUGGACACGGUGCUGGAGGAGUUUAAGAAGGGAAAAUCUCACCUGGCCAUUGUCCAGCGGGUGAACAACGAGGGAGAAGGAGACCCCUUCUAUGAGGUGAUGGGCAUCGUGACCCUGGAGGACAUCAUAGAGGAGAUCAUUAAGUCAGAGAUCCUGGAUGAAACUGACCUCUACACCGACAACCGGAAAAAGCAGAGGGUCCCACACCGGGAGAGGAAGCGGCACGACUUCUCCCUGUUCAAGCUUUCCGACUCGGAGAUGAGGGUGAAGAUCUCCCCACAGCUUCUGCUGGCCACACACCGCUUCAUGGCCACAGAAGUGGAGCCCUUUAAAUCUCUGUACCUUUCGGAGAAGAUCCUGCUCCGGCUCCUGAAACAUCCCAAUGUGAUCCAGGAGCUGAAGUUUGACGAGAAGAAUAAGAAAGCCCCAGAACACUACCUCUACCAGCGCAACCGCCCCGUGGACUACUUUGUGCUGCUCCUGCAGGGUAAAGUAGAAGUGGAGGUUGGGAAGGAAGGCCUUCGCUUCGAGAAUGGAGCCUUCACCUACUAUGGUGUCCCAGCCGUCAUGACUACUGCUUGCUCAGAUAACGAUGUGCGGAAGGUCGGAAGUCUGGCUGGAUCCUCGGUCUUUUUAAACCGGUCCCCUUCUCGCUGCAGCGGGUUGAACCGCUCCGAGUCUCCAAACCGUGAGCGCAGUGACUUUGGGGGGAGCAACACCCAGCUGUGCAGCAGCAGCAACAACCUCUACACUCCUGACUACUCAGUGCACAUCCUCAGCGAUGUGCAGUUUGUGAAGAUCACACGGCAGCAGUACCAGAAUGCACUGACCGCCUGCCGCAUGGACAGCUCACCCCAGUCCCCUGACAUGGAGGCCUUCGCUGACGGAGACGCCACCAAAGCCCCUGCGACCCGGGGUACCCCCCAGACCCCCAAGGAUGACCGUGCCAUCACCCUCCUGAGCAACAGGAACAGCCUGCCCUGCAGCCGCUCAGAUGGGCUGAGAAGCGCUGGCGAGGUCGUGGACCUGAGGAUGGAGGAGAUGGCCUUCGCCCAGGAGGACGUGAGGGGCCUCGAGGAGCGGAGCACACAGCAGCUCUUGCUGUCUUCUGCAGCCGUUCCCACCACAGCAGCAUCAGAUAGUGAAUGCUGUAAUAUCAACCUGGACACAGAGACCAGCCCCUGCAGUAGCGACUUUGAGGAAACCUUGGGCAAGAAGCUGCUGAGAACCUUGAGUGGUCGAAAACAGAAGAGGUCACCCGAUGGAGAGAGAGCCUCUGAGGAGAACUCCAAUUUAAUGCCUCUGAUCACAUGAUGGGGCAGACAGUGCUUGCUGGGUAUGUGAGAUUCAGCGUUGAGGGAGAACCCACCCUCCCAUCUUCUGCGUCUCCCGAGGCCUCCCACAGGUGACAGAGCAUUCUGCUUUCCUUACCACCUCCUCAACCCUCGCUGUCAGUUUGGCAGAUUUCCCCUUGUUGCCUCCAGUUUGACUCAGAGCCUUGCUGUGGCCAUUAUGGAUGGAGGUGCCUCCAAUGGAACAUGCUAGAAAUGGUCUUCUCCACAGUACAAUCUGGGACUGGAGAAGAAAUGACCCCAAGCUGACUAUGCCACUUUGGGCCCCUGACCCCCUUUUUGUUCUUUGGGAUCCCCUGAUGCCAUAUUUCAUGCUUCGCUCAGCUCAGAAGGCGCCUCGGACAGGCACAGAGGCCGUGGGGUGGCAGGUGUCAAGGUUAGUGCAGGAGAUUCACUGAGACUGCCUCCAGGACUUGAGGCAGUGGGACCCAGCUGCGUUGGCAUGGGACGGUACAGAACAGAAAACUGUUGGUGACCGGUUUCCUGUUAGAGAAGGGUUCUAGCAGCCAGGGAAGUGUGUCUCGGCUGGAAUGGAAAGACCGUGAGAUGGAACCUCAAGUCACCGUUUUUUCCCAGGGACACAUCUUUCUGGCUCCUGAUCAGCAGUUCUCGAUCCAACAAUAAAUCUGCUCUGGAAGAGGAGGAGCAGAGAGCAGAGACCCAGUUGGGAGCGAGAGAUGGAACUUCAGGUUUUAAGUUGAAAUCAAAGCAAGCAAGCAAACAAAAACUUACGUAGAAAAAUUCUAAGCUGUUAAAGCAAGUUUAGCCAUGACAAACCAAAGAGUGCCCAGGUCAGCCAAGAAGGACGCAAGCUCUCGUGGGACUUCAGUGUCCAUUACACAGGGGCACUGAAGAAUCGCCCUUCUUUUUCAUCUGAUCCCGCCACACUACCCCUCCCCUUUCUCCUCCUCCCCAGCAGGUCAGCUAAGUGUACUUCAGUCCAUGAACUUCUAGGUCUUUUUUCACCUGGAUGUUGGAGCAGAUGCAAUUCCAAGUAUGGCCACCAGAUGGCAGAAUGACUCCAUACCUGCUUCGAGAAUAAACCAGAUCACUAAACCACAUAGCCGACCAACCUUCAGGAAAAUGUGGGAGUAAGUGAAGGUUGUCUUUGGGACACCUGUCUCCCUUUCUGUCUCCCAUCUCUUGAGUUCCGUCUAUCAGGGAUCCAGUGAUCCCAUUCUGCCUGCUCAAUCUCCAAACCAUUCCCAAAACCUUUCACUGGGAUAUUCUAUUCCAGGCUUACCUUGCUUUACCCCCAAAGCAUUAAUCUCACACCCCCACACCCAUUCAUUCAAUAAUCACAAGGGGAGAGGGGGAGACUGAUAAUUCCUCUGGGUCAUUUGCAUCUCGAAAGAAAAUGCUAACCCAAAGGAACCUUUAACUCAGGGGUUCUUAAUUUGGGGGUUAGUCACCCCAGGUGGGUCCAUUAUUGGACUUCAGAGGGUCUGUGAAACCCCUCAUACUGUCAGAGUUUAGUGUAUGUGUUCUUAUAUGUGUUGUCCGGAGGGCUAAAGCUUUCGUAAGAUUCUCAAAGGUCUCAGACUCACAAAGUGUUAAGAAACCACUAUUUUAGCUAGUGGAACUUUUCAGCCCAAAGUUUCUGCAGUGCAGAGUGAAGUGACUAGGGGGCAGUUCGAGACAGACUUUGAGAGACAGGCGGUCUUCUAUCAUACCGAUGGGGAAAGCUGACACCCGCCAGGAAGUGAAGGGCUUCAGAAAUCCUUGGCAUACCCCAGGGUGUGUUACCAUACCCCUACGUAACUUUGUCCCCUCUUCCCCACCAAACCAGAGCAGGUGUCGCAGAUGGGAGGGCCGCAGCACGUGG